Humulus lupulus (European hop) is the source of this 1902-nucleotide messenger RNA. Its product is annotated as protein SENSITIVE TO PROTON RHIZOTOXICITY 1. The record is from RefSeq and is a predicted model, not a curated record. The transcript is spliced from 2 exons. Gene Ontology annotation, biological process: response to aluminum ion; response to acidic pH. The coding region runs from base 198 to 1775 and encodes 525 amino acids. Lineage: Eukaryota; Viridiplantae; Streptophyta; Magnoliopsida; Rosales; Cannabaceae.
GGGGCACACUGCAAAAUAUAUUUGUAUAUAUUCAUGGGUGCACUUACCUUUUCUAUUCCUCGUUUCUCUAUCUUCAUUUCCCAAAUUAUGGACCAGAAACCCAACUCAGAGGAGACAGAGAGUAUCUGAUUAGUCUUCAAUCUGCUUUGGUUGGUAGUUGACGUUAAUUAAUAUCUGAAGGACAAGAAAACUAAAAAAUGGAACUUAGAGAAGGGCUAUGUGCAGGCCAGUGGCCGAAUUCUUCCUCAAUAAAGCUUUCGAAGGAUCGUGCAUCUUACUCUGAAUUCAAUUCACAGCUAGGCCAACAGAAGUGGGCAAAUUCUUCAAUUUUAGAUUACGGCGUCACAAUUGAACCAUCUUUCAGAGGAUUUGACCAGUCUUCUGAAGCUCAAGCUACAAUUCCUCUUGACCUUAGUAAUAAAGCUAAAGUCUUGGGUCCUGAAGAUGUUCAUAUGCACGAUACACAGGAAGCCAAUAAAAUCCCUGAUUGGGAUCCAAGUGCAAUGCUGAACAAUCUCUCUUUCCUGGAACAAAAAAUCCACCAACUCCAGAAUUUAGUGCAGUUAAUUGCAGGUGGGGGAGGCCAAGUUCUGGGUAGACCGGCCGAGGUUGUUGCACAGCAGCAGCAACUCAUAACUGCUGAUCUUACUUCAAUUAUUGCUCAGCUGAUCUCUACUGCUGGUAACCUUCUACCAUCUGUGCAUAACACCUUUCCAACUGAUGUGCCGUCUAUGGGACAGCUUGGGCAGCCUGGUGAGGUCAACCUUACUCCCGGGCUAGGUAUGAGUGCUGGUGUUCAGCCACAAAACAAUGGCAGAAGCAAAAUCUCUGAAGAGUCCAAUCAAAUAGAUAAGAAUGCUAAUCAUGGGAUUGAGCAUAACAACCACUUGGAUGAACAUGAUUUUAAAGAUGAGGAGGAUGCUGAUGAAGGUGAGAACCUUCCACCUGGUACCUACGAGAUCUUACAAUUAGAGAAAGAAGAAAUCCUGGCACCUCAUACGCACUUCUGUGCCAUUUGCGGAAAGGGAUUCAAGAGGGAUGCGAAUUUGAGAAUGCACAUGAGAGGCCAUGGUGAUGAAUAUAAAACCCCAGCAGCGCUUGCUAAGCCACACAAAGAAUUGGAGUCUGAACCUGUGGUUAUCAAGAGGUAUUCCUGCCCCUAUGCUGGCUGCAAGAGGAACAAAGAUCACAAGAAGUUCCAGCCUCUGAAGACUAUUCUCUGUGUUAAAAAUCACUACAAGAGAACCCAUUGUGACAAGAGUUAUACUUGCAGCAGGUGCAACAUAAAGAAAUUUUCAGUAAUAGCAGAUCUCAAAACUCAUGAAAAGCAUUGUGGCAAGGACAAAUGGCUUUGCUCUUGUGGCACAACCUUCUCAAGGAAAGACAAGCUUUUUGGGCACAUUGCGCUGUUCCAAGGUCAUACUCCAGCCAUACCAAUUGAUGAAACAAGAGGAAAUGGUGGUGGCCCAGCCGAUCAUUCAACUGGAAUUGAAGUAACAAACAAGGGUUCUGUAAAUUCUGUAACGUUCAAUUUUGGCCCCAGUACACCUGGUGAAACUAUGGUUCACAACAUAAUGGAUGAGAAAGGAAACCUUGACGACCCUACUGCGUGUUUCUCACCACUGAACUUCGAGACAUGUAACUUUGGUGGGUUUCAUGAGUUCCCUCGACCCCCGUUUGAAGAUUCGGAGAGCUCUUUCUCUUUUCUUUUGUCAGGGUCAUGUAGUUACCCUCCAAAGAUCGGAGGGGAGUCCGGUUCUAAUCAUAAUCUUUAGUAAUAUUUAUGGGUUUAUUUUUAGCACACGGGGCACAAAAUUCCUAGUUUCUGUUACCAUAAAAGGUGAGGUGACCCCACCCCUGUAAUUUGUUGAAGUUAAAUAAAUUAUUCUACUUUCUUUUAAA